Acanthaster planci (crown-of-thorns starfish) is the source of this 6550-nucleotide messenger RNA. RefSeq names its product axin-1-like. Gene Ontology annotation, biological process: negative regulation of canonical Wnt signaling pathway; positive regulation of protein kinase activity; positive regulation of proteasomal ubiquitin-dependent protein catabolic process. The record is from RefSeq and is a predicted model, not a curated record. Lineage: Eukaryota; Metazoa; Echinodermata; Asteroidea; Valvatida; Acanthasteridae. Gene Ontology annotation, molecular function: protein kinase binding; beta-catenin binding; molecular adaptor activity. Gene Ontology annotation, cellular component: plasma membrane; nucleus; beta-catenin destruction complex.
CGCUUUGUUGACUGUGCUAGUGGUAGUGUGGGGAUAACACUGCAGCCGGCAUGCGUGCUUGCUGUGAGCACUUGGGCUCGCCGCGUACAACGGCCACGCAUGAUCAGGGAAUUCUCUCAUUCAUGGCGGUUAUCGGGCAUAAAGCGCUUGUUGAUAGCCAUGUUGUAGAUUGGCAGUCCAUGGCUACAGCAAGGAGAGAUUAGCUGUAGAGUUGGAGAUAAUUUUGGACGCGUUGCGGAGUUGAUACAAAAUGACGGGACACCUCGAACUCGACGGUUUCGAUAUUAUGAACACGAGCAAGUCUCAGCACAUGCAUGACAUACACGCCGCCGGUUACUUAGUGAAUGAUAUAUCAUGUUAUGUGUUAUGUGGGUCUAUUCAGUGAGUGGGCUGUCUCAAUAGACAUUGUGCAUAGUUGGCUGGCCAUCUAUUGACCAAGUUGGACAACACUGGGGGAACGUACCCCUGUAUUGGGGGGCUGAAUGAAGGUUGUGCAGGCACAGUUGUUGUGUUGGUGUACCUGCUGAGAUUUAUGUGUGCUUUUAGGAAAUACUGGUGUGUCGCUGGAAAGUUUAACAUUUGUUGACAACCCAUGCAGUCGACUGGCAGUAGGCCAAAACCUUCUGCGCAAUCCCUGGCGCCAUGACACUUCAAGUGCACCACUACAUGGCAGAUUGUGGUGGAAACUUUACUGAGAACCUGCCAACCAGUCAACGGCCGCCCGUGCCUGGCGAGGAAAAUGAGACGGCACCGACGUGCGCCAUCGCCAAAGAACGCUCCCCCUCAGCCACACCGCGCAGGUCCACGCUCUUGGCACACGUGAAGACCGGACUGACGGGAGACAUGGAGGAGGACGAGGCCCCGUUGGGCUUUGAACCCGAGGGGUCGGCAUCAGUCACCCCUCCCUACACGCGCUGGACGGAGAGCCUUCAUGCUUUGCUCUCCGACGAGGACGGAAUAUGCCUCUUCAAGCAGUUCCUUGUGCAGGAAAAGGCAGAGGACCCACUCCUGUUUUGGUUGGCCACCGAGGGCUUCAAGAAAAAAUCGGCCGAUGACCCCAAGCGGAACGAACUGGCCAAAGUUAUCUACAAGAAGUUUGUGAAAGCAGAUGGACAACAGGUAGUGAAGCUUUCCCCAGCGCUGAGAACUAACAUCGCGGGCAUGGUGCGGAGCUCCGUGUUUGAUGAGACCUUGUUUGAUGCAGCUCAGGCAGAGGUGGAGGAGCACAUCCGGGAGUCCACCUACCCGAUGUUCCUCAAGUCCGACUUAUACGUGCAAUACAUAAACAAUGGCGGAAUCAGCCCCAAGAGCAGCGAGUGCAGCUCCAGUGGGGGCAACUCCAGGGUUACAGGGUACCUGCCAACGUUGCCAGAGGAUGCGGAACUUACGGACAUCCCGAGCGGAGAUGCCGCAGCCAUUAGUCAGGGACAGGUACCCCUCACCAUGGAGAUGCUCAUGAAGACAUCAUUUCAUCGCCAUGCAGCUAGCAAGACGCAAGAAGGGUGCUACCUGAAAGGAAGCAGUGCGCGAGUGCUCAACCCUUACCACCCCGGCUUCACGUCUUUCGCGCCAGCUGUGUCCACCAAUGAUUCUGAGCUGCAGAGCUUGUCAAGCGACGCCAUUUCAGACGACACCUUGUCGCUGACGGACUCCAGUGUUGAUGGUGGGCCCAUGAUAGGGAGACAUCAAAAACAACAACAGCGACGGAGACAGUACAGGGCGAUGAAGACCAACGUCAGGCAGAACGGACGGGUGACGUCAUUCCCUCCCUUCCCUAUCACCCAGAGGCCACCUAAGGAGGUCCAGCCCAUGGAACCGGCUGAGUUUGCACGCAUUUUGACUGAGAAACUGGAACGGGUCUUGAGACAACAAGAGAUGGAAGAGCGGCUCUCGGCGAGGUUACGGAAAGUGGAGGAAGAGGAAUCGGACCCAGACAGGACAGCAAGUGCGGCCGACGCGCCUAGGAUAUCGGCAGCCAUGUUUGAGAAGGGAGCGCUACCCGAAGAUGACCCCAACAGCAUUCUUGAUAAUCACUUCUCCCGCGUGUUUGUGGACUCUGCCCGGCACACUCCAGGUGACUACUCACCCCGGUCCCAGUCGCCCGAGCGGGCGCACCGGGCCAAGAAUCCCAACCCAUUGGGUGGGCCGCUGGUCCCGCCAGGGAUGACCACCAAGCAGGUGAUCCCCCACCACCAGCUGCCACAGCAGUACAGCAAGCACGCCAUGCAGAGGCAGCGGACCAAGGAGGCGUACACGCCGGGCUACAACGUCGACCCGGAGAUGUCGCUGGCCGACUACAAAUACUUCAUGCAGCACAAGGCCAAGAUUGAAAUGGACGCUGUGCCGCAGAGAACAUUAGCUGUCAUGACGGGCGAACCCGGUGACUCAAUAUACCACAAACUCAGAGCUCGAGGAGACAGUUUAACCAUGGACCUUCUAACGGACACAACGAAACAUGUCAAAACGAAAAAAUCCAGCAAAAAGUCUGAUAUUUCUUCCAUCUCCAAGACAACGGACAGUGGAAUUUACGAGGGUCCUCCUUCAUUACCAUCAGACAACGAAAGGAUGCAACACAUCGAGCAGUGGAUUGAGGAGGGCGAGAGGUACAGCAAGCAGGUUGUCAGCAAGCCAUACCGUCGGACGAGCCAUCGCAUGUCCCCCGAUAUCACCCAGACAUCUUCCAUGCCACAACACAGACAAAGCAGUAUGCCAAAGAAGCCCAUCGCCUACAAUACGUCGCGGCCUACCUCGCAGGAGCGGACCUACUGCGCCACCAAACAGCUGCCCCAGCGGAGUUCCCCGCACUUGCCCACCCAGCCCAUCAUGCAGGACCCCAGCAUGCCCCUCAACAAGCCUCCCGAGCCCCUCACUGUCCUGGAGGAGGUGCGGCGCAGGAUAGACGUCUCCAGCAAGCAGCGCCAAAGGCAUUCGGAUGGGAUGCGCAAGGAGAGGAGACCCACCAGCAACAACCCGCCCACUCGUGUGACCUCGGCUCCAGCCAAAAUGGCCCCUGUGGUCUUGUCAGAUACCACGGAAGAUCAAGGCAGGAAGAGUGGAUCCAAGCAGCGAAGCGUAGCCCCGCCAGACGGUAAACAGACAACGGCGACAACAGUGGCCUACUACUUCUGCAAUGACCCCAUCCCCUACAGAACGACGCUACCCGGCGACAAGAUCACCCUGGCCCAGUUCAAGACUCUCAUUUCAAAGAAAGGAGACUACAGGUAUACGUUUAAAACACCGAGCGAUGAGUUUGACACGGGAGUCGUUCACGAGAUAAUCUCGGACGAUGCGACAGUUCUCCCCAUCUACCAGGGUAAGAUCAUCGGCAAAGUGGAGAAGAUAGACUGAGCGCCUGGCGCUUGAACCCCUUCCAGUGUACGUCCGGCAAGAUCUUCUCCAACAGUUUGAAGUUUAGCAGCUCAAGGACAUAAAAAAUCUGGCGGCAUUUUCUUUAACGCAGUUAUACCAAAUGUGAUACCAAACCUUACAGUUGUAUGCAAACCAAGAUCUUUAGAGUUAAUGCACUAACAUGCGACAGUUCCUGGUUUCUGUGUAACAGAAAUAGCUGGAAUUUGUACCUACCAAUUGCUGCAAAAUGUGAUACCUACUUGAGUUAAUUAAUUUUCAACAGUACUUAAAACCCAUCUGUCUCAUACCUUUGUCUAGAUCCUUGAAGAUGCAACUUUUUUUAACAGCAUUCAUUUUCAAACUAAGCAUUGCCAGACUACUUUUGCCUCCAUUCUGUAACCUCCCUUAGAUCUGUUUGACUUCUAUGCAAGAAAACGUUUUGAAAAUGGCUGUUUGAGGAGCAAUUCCCUUUUUUUUUAAACUACAUUCGGUAAACAUUAAUCACUUUGUCUCCACCCUUUUCGGAAAAAAAAGAAACUGAAGUCAUCGUUAAUUGAGUCGCUGUAAACUUCAGAACAGUACAGGUACUGAGAACUACUUUCAGUAAAAGAUAGUAGAACGAGAACAACAAGACUGCCCACAGCUUACCACAUCUCUGGCAUGGGGUACCGGUCCCCAUGUACAAGUUGACUGUGGUUGGGUUCCCCAGAUUGGAUUCUUAAAUUACAAACUCUCUUUAGAAAUGAAACCCCUAAAAACUGCGAAGGGGAAAGUCAAUAGAGGAAGAGAAAACCUGUCCCGAAUGCAGUCACCCUGGCUCACACUGGUCAGUAGCACCAGCUGAGAAUAGUAUCCCCUUAAUUGAAGUGACGGUAUCAUGAUUCACCAAGUCAUCUGUCAUGAUUUCAAGUUUCCAUCAAACAGCAAAUACGACAUAUGAAAUGCUGCACCGAGAGUGCUACACUCUGUCAGGAAAAAAAAAAUCUUCCAGGGUUCUUACAGUCGUAAGGGCAGUUCUGCUACUCAAAAUUUUCUGAAGUUAAAUUAUUCAAAGUCAAGGACGUUGCUUGCUUAAGCUCUUAUAAGUGUCUGCUAUCGACAUACUGUGGUUAAGAAAAAGCUUAAUAUUGAAGAACGGAAUAAUGUCUACCUCAAGUAAUUAUUUAACCAUUGGAGAGACGUCUAAAAACUUGUUAUCGUUACAGACAGCAUUUCAAAGAAUGACGAUCAUCUACUUAGUGAUUAGAAGAGAUUGUAUAGAAUUUUUAAAAUUUAUUGUGUAUUUUUAAAGUUAACCCCUGCUCCUCUCUCAAGUCUGAGUCAUGUUUGACAUACAAACACAUAAAUCACGUUUAGAUCAUUGCCUGAUUUAGCCAUCUGUUAACCAGACACCUCCCUUUGUCUAAUUUAGUUUGUGAGCUCAAAUUCUGUAAGUUACAUAUACUUAAUAAAACUAAAAAGCCUCGCAAAAUAGUAGCAGUCCACGUUGACAGUUAUGUAAAAUCAGGAGGCAUUGGGAAGCAGUGAGGACUGGUGGAAGUCUAGGCUUCCCGCUUGUAUAUUUGAUACAGAUAUACCUAUAUUCAACUGCCAACUUGUACAGAUGAUGGUCAGGCUUCCUUUUGAAAAGUCUGCCGUUUUUAUAGAUAUAAAUUUAAGAGCAAAAUGGUGUAAAGUAUUAUUAAGCGUGUUAUCGGCAUUUGUCGGAAGACACAAGUUUGUCGCCUUCUUGUUGAUCAUAUUGAGUAUCUGCGGUGAGUGGCUUUGAAGCUCUGGCCUCGUGGAACUUUCUGUUUUGACACUUCCAGUCCUGCCGUGAAAGAUCACUCCAAACUCUUUCCAACAUCGUUGGAGCCCUUUGUUUCUACACUUCGUAUUCGUCAGGAACCAACUCUAACCUCUAACCUUGUUUGUCUGGAAACUGUCGAUGUUCUCAACACUUUGUCCAAUUCCAUAUACACGUAGUACCAACUUGGCGCGGCAGUUCCACGAUGCCGCUCCCUUUGUCUUUCGCAUUCUUAGCCCCAGAGUAAUUUAUUCGAACAAGUUAGUUCUGAUGGCUCACUCGUCCAAUAACAGUUGAUGCAUCUUUCAAAAUACUCAAAUGGAGCGUCAAAGCACUUGCUUUGAUUCGGCUUUAUGUUUUUUUACAUAAAUCCCUUGGACGUCUUCUAAACCAAACACAUUGAAUUCUUGACAUCGUGGUAAAUUACAGAGACUAAUUAAUAUUUUACCAUGUUUUCGUGAUCCUGCUGACUGUGUUUCUUCUGAAAGUGACAACUGACCCAAUCUGAUUAUUUCAGUGAACGGUUUCAGAUUCAAGUCAAGAAGCAUGGUGACUAUGCAUAUGCAGGGAGGUUGGGAAUACUUUUCUGAAACCGCAGACACUUUGUUUCUGUUUUUUGUUUUUUUUAAUGGAGAAGUGGUUUUAUCAAUGCACUGUAGUGCAACGUUUGUGAACAGAAAUCAUCACGUUGAAAGCCCAGGGGAUAACUGAUGUGUUAUGGAAGGUAGAGUGGAUAGGAUACUGGUUUGGAGACCGACGUGGUGGAUUUUUGGUGUGAAUGAACUGAAGCCGCGGAAAUGUGAUCAAAGACCCAUGCCCAUUUCAAAGCUGAAACCGUGGUGUACUGUAGAUGGCAUGCACAUCCAAAUUUCGGUCCCUUUUGCGGCAGUCACGGUUGAAGCUACGUUGGAAUUGCUUGAAUUUAGUUGAGCCGGCCCUUUCGGCAAUAAUUCAUGAGAAGAGUGUCCCUGAAACCUUUUUGUUAUGUAUUUUAUUUUUUUUUUAAAUAAACAUAAAUUUAGGGAACGGUGCCGUCUUGUGUGUGCUGAUCCGUUGUUGAUAUUUCACGAACAAUACUUCCGCUGUCAACAGACGCUGUUUGUGUUUUCACUAAACGAAGCUCCAUUUUUUUAUCAGUGAUAAUAAAACCCAGCAUGGUUCACUGUUAAUUUCUGAAAGAAUGACCUCUUCUAUCGUAUGUCUUCUGUCAAGACUCGUAAUUCUGUCAGAUUAUUAAGUCUUUUCUUGUAGAUAUAUACAUAAUUUCUUUACGUUGCAUUUAUGAGCAUUUUUCCUGUGGUUUUUACUGACAUGUACUGCAUGACAUUUUGUCGUGUGACGUAAUUGUUUUGUUUUCUGCAAACCGUUGUAUACAUGAAAAAUUAAAGAAUAUUAUGUGCUAUAUUUUUAAGAAAA